Penicillium coprophilum is the source of this 3933-nucleotide messenger RNA. RefSeq names its product putative plasma membrane phosphate transporter Pho87. The record is from RefSeq and is a predicted model, not a curated record. Gene Ontology annotation, molecular function: phosphate transmembrane transporter activity. The coding region runs from base 1 to 3933 and encodes 1310 amino acids. The transcript is spliced from 8 exons. Gene Ontology annotation, cellular component: membrane. NCBI's taxonomy places the organism in Eukaryota, Fungi, Ascomycota, Eurotiomycetes, Eurotiales, Aspergillaceae. Gene Ontology annotation, biological process: monoatomic anion transmembrane transport; phosphate ion transport; polyphosphate metabolic process.
AUGGCGCCUCGACUUAACCUCUUCACAGCCAAGGCCGUCUCGGCCCUGCGCCAAUCCACCACUCCCGCACUGUCUUCCCCCGGAUGCCGAUGGAACUCCUCGCGCGAUGGCCCCAAGAAGGUCGAGCCCCAGCCCGACGAGCAGACUUACCCGACUAUCGAUCAACUCCCCGAUGUGACCGAGGAGGCCAAUGAGAUCUCCCGAAUUAUGGAGAAGGAAAAGCGCUGUGAUGGUGUUCCUUCUACUCCGGAGUUAGAUCAGGGAACGCCUGUUUCGGAGGUCCUCAGCCGCGAUCAGGACGCUAUGAAGCACAUGCCGAAGGUUAUGCGGGAUGCAUUGAAGAAGUCUGGUGGCUCACGCUCCUUCUCGACAUCUGCCCGGAGCCUUAUGAACGAUCUGCAGGGCGUUGAGCCUAACAAUGAGUCUAACCUUAUUCCUAAUAUGUCUGGACUCGAGGGUGCUAGUGAUGAGGCUGCUGCUGCUCUUGCUAGCAUGAUUGAGCAGGUGCAGGGUCAGGCUCUUGAGGAGAACCCUGGACUGAAGUUCGAUGCGCCUGCCGUCCCUGAGGAUCUUAAGACUUUGAACUUCCGCAAACGCUACGAUACCUUGCAGGAUCAGUUCACCAAGAUGAUGAUGGAGAGUGGGAAAUUGACCAAGGCACAGAAGAACAUGUCUCUCAUUCUGGAUCACCUCCGCACCUCCUCUCCUCCCCAGAUUAACCCUCGUCGCCGUCUUCUCAACGCUCCCCCAGCAUCCCAGCUCCCCCUCGACCCCGUUCUCUACCUCACUCUCGUCGUCGACUCUGUGGCGCCUCUCUUCCGAAUUCGUCAGCAGAAGGGUAUCGCCGGUGGUGGUACUGCCGUGCAGAUUCCCCACCCGCUGACUCUGCGUCAGCGCCGCCGUACUGCGAUUAAGUGGAUCAUCGAUGCGUCGGAAAAGCGACGUGAUGCGUUGUUUGCCAAUCGUGUUGCGGCUGAGGUGGUGGCUGUUGCUGAGGGUCGUAGCGGUGUCUGGGAGAAGAGGGACCAGCAGCACAAGAUUGGUAUUUCUGGUCGUGCGAACUUGAACACUAACGUGGCUUCAACGUUGCGCGACGAUUCCAUUGAACUUGUCGACUAUCAUCCUACCUCCCACACAGCAACCACCAGCGCAUCUGGUCGCGCUCACUCAAACGAAUAUCACGAUAGCGAUAGGCGAUUUGAACCUGCCGCUAAUUCGCCGCCGCUUGGCUCUGAUAUCGGUUUUAGAGAAUCGCAGGAGGGAUUAGAGCUCGACGAGCUUCGCCCCGAGGGCUCUCGUCUUAGGUUCUGGGCUGAGGCUCUCCGACGUCGCGCUUAUAACGCAUCGCACGGGAUCGUCGAUCCGGAUUCCGAAAAGAUGAAGUUCUCGCAUAGUGUGCAGUUUAACGCUGUGCCCGAUUGGAGCUCCAACUACAUCGCCUACAGCAAUUUGAAGAAAUUGAUCUACACCCUUGAGAAACAGGUCAAUCGCCUUGAUGGACCGCCUGCCACAGAUGUAGAGGCCGCUCCGCUGCUGGGUGGUGUUGAACCGAGUAACCCGGAUACAAUCUUUAAACGGGCUCUUGACGUUGAGAUGGAUAAGAUCUGUUCUUUCUAUAAGAAGAAGCAGGCGGAGAUUUUUGAACUCGCGGAUGAGCUUAUUAAAGACGCCGAUGUAUAUCUUUCCGAGACAGACGGUGUCAAUAUGGACCCCGUCAGUGAGACAAUCAUCAAGGCAAGCUCCCGUCGCGGAAAUGGCAAUACCUCGCUUCCGCACCGGCGGUCGAGUGGCAUGAGCAAUGACUCGAUGGCGGACGAUGAAGGAGAAGGCGGCGAUAGUGACGACGAUCGGUCCCCGACAAUCCUCCCACAGCGCCGGAGAUUGCUGCAGUCGACGGAUGGCGAGUCGGGCACCGACGACCAACAUGGUGAUAUGGCAGACUCUUACUUUGCAUCGUCGACCACCAGAGAACCGCACGAGUCGCACUUCAACGAUGAGGACUUCCUCGCUCUUUACAAUACCGGUAUCUCGUUGAAGAAGCGUUUGAUCGAAUGCUAUGUCUCACUCUGUGAACUUCGUUCCUUCAUCGAGCUGAACAAGACUGGUUUCUCCAAGGCCCUGAAGAAGUAUGACAAGACCUUGGACCGUAGCCUGCGCCGAGACUACCUAACCUCGGUUGUCCAUACCGCGUUACCUUUCACCGACAGCACCAUGGCUGCCAUCGAUCAGCAUAUCGAUAACGUGGAGGGUGUGUAUGCGGCCAUCGUCACGAAAAACAAUAAACAGUUUGCUAGACGCGAGCUGCGCCUGCAUCUGCGUGAGCAUGUCGUCUGGGAGCGGAACACCGUCUGGCGUGAGAUGAUCGAGAUCGAACGUCGUGCGCAGGCUGCCAAUGUUGGCAUUCGUCGGACUUUACUGGGCGGCGAUGAGGACCCGGCUACUGCACGGCGCCAGGGCGACAAGAACGAGAUCCGCACUCAGGAGGUGUCAACGCCGCUGGGUCGGUUCCAGUUCCCGUCGUGGCUCUGCAGUUUGAGCUUUGGUACGCUGAUCUUUAGUAUCGCCAUCUUCGGCGCACUGCUUUCCGUGAAGAUAAUGGACACUCCCGAGGAGCAGAACUGCUUGGCUAUGUUGGUCCUCGUCAGUAUCUUGUGGGCCACUGAGGCUAUUCCGCUGUUUGUCACUUCGCUUCUUAUCCCAUUCCUAGUCGUGACUCUCGGUAUCAUGCGGUCAGACGAUGAGCCUCAAACGCGGUUGGGACCUAAGGAGUCAGUCGGCAAGGUGUUCGCGGCGAUGUGGACUCCUGUCAUUAUGCUGCUCCUAGGUGGCUUCUCGAUCGCAGCGGCGCUGUCCAAGUACGAUAUCGCACGACGCAUGGCCAUGUUCGUGCUAAGCAAAGCUGGAUCGAAGCCGUCCGUGGUUCUGUUGACUAACAUGUUCGUGAGCAUGUUCCUGAGUAUGUGGAUCAGUAACGUUGCAUCUCCUGUGCUUUGCUACUCGAUCAUCCAGCCUUUGCUGCGCAACAUGGCUCCCGAGUCCGACUUUGCCAAGGCACUCGUGCUGGGUAUCGCAUUAGCUGCCAAUGUCGGUGGUGCAGCGUCCCCGAUUGCCUCGCCCCAGAACAUCAUCGCUCUGCAGAACAUGGACCCAAACAUCGGCUGGGGCACAUGGUUCUUCAUCGCACUGCCCGUCUGCAUCAUCUCCAUUUUCCUCAUUUGGGUUCUGCUGCUUGUGACAUUCCGUCCGGGCCGCAACACAACCGUCAUGGCCUUCCGCCCCGUCAAGGACCGCUGGACCGGCAUGCAGUCCUUCAUCAGCUUCGUCACUAUCCUGACCAUUAUCCUCUGGUGCUUUAGCCACCAGCUAGAACAUGUCUUCGGCGACAUGGGUGUCAUCGCCAUCAUCCCUCUUGUCCUCUUCUUCGGCACCGGCAUUCUCAACAAAGAGGACUUUAACAACUUCCUCUGGACAAUCAUCAUCCUUGCAGCCGGUGGUCUGUGUCUGGGCAAGGCCGUCACCUCAUCCGGCUUACUGCACACAAUCGCCAUGGGAAUCACCGCCCGCGUCGAGAACCUCAGUCUGUACAGCGUCCUCUUGGUCUUCUCUUCUCUCAUCCUUGUCAUGGCCAGCUUUAUCUCGCACACCGUCGCCGCCCUUAUCAUCCUGCCGCUUGUCCGCCAGAUCGGAGUUAGCAUGGAGGAUCCUCACCCCAACCUGUUAGUCAUGGCCAGCGCCUUGAUGUGCUCUGUUGCGAUGGCUUUGCCCACCAGUGGAUUCCCUAAUAUGACUGCUAUCAUGACUGAAGUACCCACCACAGGCCAGCGAUACCUCCAAGUCCGCCAUUUCUUGACUCGCGGUAUCCCGGCCAGUCUCAUGGCCUUUGUGGUGAUUGUCACCCUUGGUUAUGGACUGAUGUAUGUUGCGGGAUUGUAG